CCGAGUCGCAGGGAUUUUUUUCUACUGCUACUGCGAAGUGCAUUCUCUCCCCUUCCGUUCCUGGCUCCGGCCUUCCCUUCCUUCCUUCCUCCGCUCGCUCGCUUCCGCUUCCUCCUCCUCCUGCUCGCCGCGGCUCGCGAGGGAAGUUCCAGGCUUCCAGCGGAGUCGUCCUCGCGGGAGUGCGGAGCCCCGGCACGGCCCGGCGGCGCCACCUCGGCGCCGGAGGAGGGACGUUUGCGCUGCUCCCGAGGGCCGAGGCCCGGAUCGCCGGAUUCCUCCACGGGCUCGCUCGGAUCGAGGAGGCGCGGAGGUGGGCUCGGUUGGUGGGUUUUUCGCCGGCCGUAAUUCUUGUGGUGGCUUCCUUGCUUUCGGAGACGCGGGGCUGGGGAGCUCCCGUGCUUGCUUCUGGCUAAUCCGCGCUUCCUUGCGUCGCCCUGCUCGGUGCUGCUACUCGCUUGGUUUCGCUGGAUUACAGGACGAAAGGUGACGAGGAGGUGCGCUGACGCUUUUGCUCGGCUCCGGUUUUGGCUGCCGGCGGAGUCGCAAUCUCGGCUAGAUUUGCCGAGCUGCGGCGGUGUCGCAAUCCCGGCUAGAUUUGCCGCGCUGCGGCGGAUGCUUCGACGCGCACCGGAUCUCCACCGUUCCUGCGGCGCGGAGUGAAGGUACGGUUCCCGACCGGAUUUUGGGAAGAUGGUGCCGUCGGGGCAGCACAACCCGAUGGGCCCGGGCCAGCAGGUGGGCGCGUCGCUGCUCCGGACUAGCUCCAGCCUCCUUGGCGGCGGCGCCGGCGCCGGCGCCGGUGGCCAGCCGGGGAUGGGGAUGGGCGUCGGGGUGCUCCCGUCGCAGUCGCCCUUCUCGUCCCUCGUCUCGCCGCGCACGCAGUAUGGCGGUGUUGGCGGCGGGAACGGCUUGCUGGCGGGCGCGUCCAGUGUCGCGUCCAUGCUCAGCAGACAGCAGUCCUAUGGGAAUGGGGGAACUGGGGUAAUGCCGGGCAGCGGCGCUGGGCUCCCGAUCGGUGGGCUGCAGCACAGAGGCGGCCUUGAUGGCGUUGGUGACUUGGUUGGCACUGGAGGGCCGGAUUCCAUGGCGUUCUCUUCCUCGGGCCCUGGUAGCUUGGGCAAUCAACUUGGCGUGGACAGCUUGCAGCAGCAGCAGCAGCUGGAUGCACCACAAGAUUCACAAAAUCAGCAAGAGCAUCAACAGCAAAUGUCAAUGACAUAUAAUCAGCAGCAUAUGAUGUCACAAACUCAGCAGCAGCAGCAGCCUGCAGUGAAGUUGGAGAAUGGAGGCGUCCUUGGUGGGGUCAAACUGGAGCAGCAGAUGGGGCAGCCUGAUCAGAGUGUUUCCGCACAGAUGCUGCGCAGUUCGAGUGGUGGUGUGAAGCUCGAGCCACAGUUGCAAGCGUUGAGGAGCUUGGGUGCUAUCAAGAUGGAGCACCAAAGCUCAGACCCAUCUGUUUUACUACAGCAGCAGCAACAUAUGUUGCAGCUGUCUAAGCAGAACCCCCAGGCUGCAGCUACUCAGUUGAGCCUCCUACAACAACAGCAGCGUUUCUUACAACUGCAGCAGCAGCAACAACAGCAGCAGAUUCUCAAGAACCUGCCUUUGCAGAGAAACCAAUUGCAGCAGCAGCAACAACAGCAACAACAACAACAGCAACAGCAGUUGCUUCGUCAACAAAGUCUAAAUAUGAGAACCGGUAAAUCAGCUGCUUAUGAACCAGGAACCUGUGCAAAGAGGUUGACACAUUACAUGUAUCACCAGCAAAACAGGCCACAGGACAAUAACAUCGAGUACUGGAGAAACUUUGUCAAUGAAUACUUUGCCCCAAGUGCCAAGAAGAGGUGGUGCGUUUCUCUGUAUGGCAAUGGCCGUCAAACUACCGGAGUUUUCCCUCAGGAUGUUUGGCAUUGUGAGAUAUGCAAUAGGAAGCCAGGGCGAGGUUUUGAAACAACGGUUGAGGUCUUGCCACGGUUGUGCCAAAUCAAAUAUGCCAGUGGUACACUCGAGGAGCUUCUGUAUGUUGAUAUGCCGAGAGAGUCCCAGAAUUCAUCUGGACAGAUUGUUUUGGACUAUACCAAAGCAAUCCAGGAGAGUGUCUUUGAGCAACUGCGUGUAGUCCGUGAGGGGCAUCUAAGAAUUGUAUUCAACCAAGACUUGAAGAUUGCAUCGUGGGAGUUCUGUGCCCGGCGUCACGAGGAACUUAUUCCUCGGAGAUCAAUCAUACCACAGGUCAGUCAACUUGGUGCUGUAGUGCAGAAGUACCAGUCUUCUGUUCAAAGUUCAGCAUCACUAUCAAGUCAGGACUUGCAAAACAAUUGUAACUCGUUUGUCGCAUGUGCUCGCCAGUUGGCUAAGGCACUGGAAGUGCCAUUGGUAAAUGAUUUAGGAUACACAAAAAGAUAUGUUCGCUGCCUCCAGAUUGCAGAGGUGGUUAAUUGUAUGAAAGAUUUGAUCGAUCAUAGCAGGCAGACUGGGUCUGGUCCAAUAGAGAGCUUACAUAAAUUCCCUAGGAGAGGGAAUUCUGGGGUUAGUUCUGUUCAAGCCCAGCAGCAAUCUGAGGAGCAGAAGCCUGUUCCACAGAAUUCUAACCAGAGUGGUCAAAAUUCUGCUCCCGCAACUGGAAUGCAAGUCUCUGCCUCUGGAAAUGGCGAUGCUACAUCAAACAAUUCACUCAAUUUUGCACCAUCUACUUCGGCACCAUCUUCAUCUGUUGUUGGUCUCCUUCAAGGCUCAGUAAAUUGCAGACAAGACCAUCCAACAAGCAGCGGCAAUGGUCUGUAUAAUGGUGGAAACAGUGGUCCGGUUGCUAAGGCCAACUCAACAAACUCCAUGCAAUCAAAUGCACCAGCAUCGUUUCCUUUGCCAGCACCCUCGGCAUCAAAUGGCAAUAUGAUGCCUGCUCCUCAGCACUCAAGCCAAAUGAAUUCACCAACCAUGUCAUCAAACCUACCUCCUAUGCAAACACCUGCAAGCCGACCUCAGGAACCCGAGCCAAUUGAGUCUCAAAGCUCGGUCCAGAGGAUAUUGCAAGACUUGAUGAUGCAAUCCCAUAUUAAUGGUGUUGGCCCAGUUGGCAGCGAUAUGAGGAGAGCAAACACAAUUACUCCUGGUAUGAACGGUGUCAACUCCUUAGUUGGUAACCCCAUGACAAAUAACCCUGGAAUCAAUGGGAUGGGAUUUGCGGCCAUGGGUGGCCUUGGUCAACAAAUGAGAACGGCGAUGGGGAACAACGCAUUGGCAAUGAAUGGAAGGACCGUGAUGAAUCACAGUGCGCAUGACCUGACACAGUUGGCCCACCAGCAGCAACAGCGCGAUUUAGGAAACCAAUUGCUUGGGGGCCUUAGAGCUGCAAACAGCUUCAAUAACCUUCAAUACGACUGGAAGCCUGCUCAGUAGAGUGAGCAGGAGUCAGAAAGCUCGCACCUAAUAUUAUACAGUUAUCCUUGCUGGGUCGGUCCAUCACUGACAACACAAAAGUUACGCCUCACCACAACCUGCCCUCCCUCAGAAGCGGAGUGUUCUUACUGAUGGUGCAUGCUACAUGUUACAGCGAAUAUGAAACAUGAGCGCUGAUCGGUACAUGUUACAUCAACUGUCUGUAUGGCUGUCUCCCAUUGUGUUCUGCAAAAGUGAGGCCCCGUGAAUCAGAGCCUACUUUCACAUGGGACUCAUUGUGGGUGCAAGUGUUGGCGGAUUCCAAACUGGGGCAAGAUCAGGGCGUCUUUCUUUCCCCUGUUUUUCCAGGUUGGAUGACAACGAUUUCUCUCUUGCAGUCUGUACUCUUGUGUACCAUGGCUCUCCGUAAGUUGUGAAAGCAUGAGCACCUAUUUCCACCUUUGAUGGCCAAGAAUCUCAUUGUAGCUUUGCUGUACCAUGUAUAAGCUGUUAUUAACUAGUGGAAAGCAGCAGGAAAAAAAUUCUGAAGGGAGUGUGAAUCUUGGUGUGUCAUCUGUGUACCUGUGUUUCUGAUAAAUGCUCUCGUUUAAGCAGGUUGAUCUUUC
This is a messenger RNA of Zea mays, 4004 nucleotides long. RefSeq lists its product as uncharacterized. The record is from RefSeq and is marked provisional. NCBI's taxonomy places the organism in Eukaryota, Viridiplantae, Streptophyta, Magnoliopsida, Poales, Poaceae.